Molecule: messenger RNA, 828 nt
Organism: Cynoglossus semilaevis (tongue sole)
Lineage: Eukaryota; Metazoa; Chordata; Actinopteri; Pleuronectiformes; Cynoglossidae
Gene: scp2b
Product: sterol carrier protein 2b
Exons: 5
Coding region: 172-597 (141 amino acids)
Cellular component (GO): cytosol
Source: RefSeq, a predicted model, not a curated record
ACAUCGACAGAUCAAGACUGAAGAGAGACGGAAGUGACGCAAACAAUCAGCAGCCUAGGCUAAGCUAAAACUAAGGCUGAAGCUAAAACUUUAAGCUACAAUUUCGCAGUCUGUAAAACCAUAUAGUUUUUGUUUUACAGAUUUCUGCUUGAUCUAAAAGUUUAUUUUCAUAUGAAGAUGCCUGAACGACAGACACAGAGGAUUGGAGCUGUGAGCACCCACUCCAGUGAUGGACUGGAGGGCUUCAAGUCUCACGCCGUGUUCCAGGAGAUCAACAACAUGCUUCAGCAGGAGGGUGAGAAGUUUGUAAAAAAGAUUGGGGGAGUCUUUGCUUUUAAAGUGACCAACGGUCCAGAUGGGCAGCAGGCCACGUGGGUUGUAGACGUGAAGAACGGUAGCGGCUGUGUUCACAAUGACACAGGUAAAAAAGUGGACUGUACCAUCACCAUGACCGACACAGACCUUCUGUCUCUGAUGACAGGGAAGAUGAACCCGCAGACAGCGUUUUUUCAGGGAAAGUUAAAGGUGACAGGAUCCAUGGGUCUGGCCUUCAAACUUCAGCAGCUGCAGCUGCAGCCUGUGAAGGCCAAACUGUAGACGCAGAGCCAGAACCAGAACCAGAAGCUGAAGGUCUGAACCAUCAACUGUUUGUCCUCAUUGUACCGUUGUUUUAGUGGACCAUGGAUUAAGCACUAACCUGAGUCAGAGAAUGAUCUAGAUUAAUAAUGGGUAAAGCUGUGGUGUUCUUGUGAGGAGCGGCUGUGACAUUCUCAUGCUCUUCUGUUUAUAAAUAUUUGUAAUAAAUACAUUACGGUCUGUGGAACACCA